AUGGCUGACAGACCCGCACACCACAUCGACUCGAGGUCCUCGGACGAAAAGGAGGACAAGGUGGCCGUCGGCACCACCGAUGCCCCCUUCCACUCGGAGCCCGAGCUGGGCUACACGCGCCAGGAGGCCGCCGACGCCCACGAGCUCACCGGCGGCUUCUCGGACAUCAACUCGGGCUUUGACGAGCAGGAGAUCAAGCGCGUCCGCACCCGCAUCGACCGACGCCUCCUCCCCAUCCUCGGCGCCCUCUACUCGAUCGCCCUCAUCGACCGAACCAACCUCUCGGCCGCACGCAUCGCCGGCGCCGAAAAGGACCUCAAGCUCAACGUCGGUCAGAACUACACGAUCGCCACCCUCAUCUUCUUUGUGCCGUACAUCAUCUUCGAGAUGCCCUCGAACCUGCUGCUGCGCAAGAUUGGCCCGGCCAAGCAGCUCAGCGCCAUUGCCACGCUGUGGGGCAUCGUCAUGAUGGCCCAGGGCUUCGUCAAGGACUGGAAGCAGCUCGUCGUCACCCGGUUCUUCACCGGUCUUCUCGAGGCCGGCUUCUUCCCCGCCUGCGUCCUCCUCGUCUCUUGCUUCUACGUCCGCCGCGAAUCGCAGGUGCGCAUGUCGGCCUUCUACCUCGUCUCCGUCGGCUUCUCGGGCUUCUCCAACAUCAUCGCAUACGGCAUCUCGAAGAUGAACGGCCUCGGCGGCCUCGCAGGCUGGAGGUGGAUCUUCAUCAUGGAAGGCUUGGCUACCAUUGUUCUCGGAGUGUCUGCCUACUGGCUCAUCAUCGACUUCCCCGACCGCGCCGUCGAGACUGGCUUCCUCAAGCCCGAGGAGCGCGACCUGAUCCUCACCCGUAUCCAGCGCGACCGCGGCGACGCCGAGGCCGACCCGCUGACGAUGGCCAAGCUGCGCAAGUACGCGCUCGACAUCAAGCCGUGGAUCUACGGCAUCAUGUUUAUGAACACGACGCUGCCCACGUACGCCUACGCCUUCUUCCUGCCCGUCAUCCUGCGCGGUAUGGGCUACUCGAUCCGCGACACGUUCCUGCUCGGCGCGGCGCCCUACUGCGUCGCCAUGGUCAUGGCCUUCGGAUUCGCCCUCAUCUCGGACCGCUUUUUCACCCGCAUCCCCGUCAUCGUCACCCAGUGCCUGCUCACCAUCGUCGGCCUGGCGAUGCUGUUCGACACGACCAACAAGAACGUCAUGCUCGCCGGCGCCUUCCUCGGCGUCUCGGGCGCCAACGGCAACAUCCCCGCCAUCCUCAACUUUUCGCAGAACAACAUUGUCGGCCAAAGCAAGCGCAGCUUCGUGUCGGUCGUCGUCGUCAGCUUUGGCGGCAUCGGCGGCAUCUUUGCCUCGUGCGUCUACCAGUCCAAGGACGCGCCCCUCUACCGCCCGGGCCUGUACGCCACCAUGGCCUGCCAGGCGUUCAACGUCGUCGCCUGCCUCUGCUUCGCCAUCUACUUCUCCUGGGCCAACAAGAAGGUGCGCGAGGGCAAGAAGGUCGUCGAGGGCAAGCCCGGCUUCACCUACACCAUCUGA
Pseudozyma flocculosa PF-1 is the source of this 1533-nucleotide messenger RNA. RefSeq lists its product as uncharacterized. Gene Ontology annotation, cellular component: membrane. Bases 1 to 1533 code for a protein of 510 amino acids. Gene Ontology annotation, molecular function: transmembrane transporter activity. Gene Ontology annotation, biological process: transmembrane transport. The transcript is spliced from 2 exons. The record is from RefSeq and is a predicted model, not a curated record. NCBI's taxonomy places the organism in Eukaryota, Fungi, Basidiomycota, Ustilaginomycetes, Ustilaginales, Ustilaginaceae.